This is a messenger RNA of Coturnix japonica (Japanese quail), 5983 nucleotides long. It is a transcript of the gene RORB, whose product is annotated as RAR related orphan receptor B. Gene Ontology annotation, biological process: regulation of transcription by RNA polymerase II. Gene Ontology annotation, cellular component: nucleus. Gene Ontology annotation, molecular function: nuclear receptor activity; RNA polymerase II cis-regulatory region sequence-specific DNA binding; melatonin receptor activity. The record is from RefSeq and is a predicted model, not a curated record. Lineage: Eukaryota; Metazoa; Chordata; Aves; Galliformes; Phasianidae.
GGGUCUUUCUCCCGCUCUGCGCUGAGUCCCUGUCGCUGCGCGGUGGAAAUCCGCACCGGGGAGCUGCUGAGGGGCGCGGGUGUCAUGUGAAAGCGCACAUGCUCCGCCAGCCCUCCAGCCCUCCUCGCUUUUCUUCCUCCUCUUUUUCCUGUUUGUGUGUGUUUGUGUGUUUUCCUUUAUUUUUAACGUAACUCAGUUCCUUCCCCCUCCCCUGCCUGUUGCCAGCCAGCCGCGGCCCCGCCGAUCCCCCGCAGAGCUCCGCGGAGGGUGGGCGGGCGAGGAGCGCGCCCGGCGGCGGGCAACCCGCGGAGCCGCGCCCCGCGGAGCCGCCUGGGAGGGAUGGUUUUCCCGACAGAGCAGAGCCGCGGCGGCUGCCGCCUCCGCGGGUUCUGAGACGGGAUUUUCGUGGUGCGGUUCCCGGGCUCCCAGCUUCAUGACUGCGCGGAGCGGGGAGUCGCCAACACCAUGCGAGCACAAAUUGAAGUGAUACCAUGCAAAAUUUGUGGUGAUAAGUCCUCUGGAAUACAUUAUGGAGUCAUCACAUGUGAAGGCUGCAAGGGAUUCUUUCGGAGGAGUCAGCAGAACAAUGCCUCCUACUCCUGCCCAAGGCAGAGAAACUGUUUAAUUGACAGAACCAACAGAAAUCGUUGCCAACACUGCCGACUGCAGAAAUGUCUUGCCCUGGGAAUGUCUAGAGAUGCUGUGAAAUUUGGAAGAAUGUCCAAAAAGCAGAGGGACAGCCUGUAUGCUGAAGUGCAGAAGCACCAGCAGCGACUGCAGGAACAGCGGCAGCAACAGAGCGGUGAGGCAGAAGCCCUUGCCAGGGUUUACAGCAACAGCAUCAGCAAUGGCUUGGGCAAUCUGAAUAAUGAAACGGGCAGCACCUACUCAAAUGGGCAUGUCAUCGACCUGCCAAAGUCUGAGGGUUAUUACAACGUGGAUUCUGCCCAGCCUUCUCCAGAUCAGUCUGGGUUAGACAUGACUGGAAUCAAACAGAUAAAGCAGGAACCUAUCUAUGACCUCACCUCUGUACCAAACUUGUUUACCUAUAGCUCUUUCAACAAUGGGCAGUUAGCUCCGGGGAUAUCCAUGACUGAAAUAGAUCGAAUUGCACAGAAUAUCAUUAAAUCUCACUUGGAGACAUGCCAAUAUACAAUGGAGGAGUUACACCAGCUAGCAUGGCAGACCCACACGUAUGAAGAAAUAAAGGUUUACCAGAGCAAGACCAGAGAAGCUCUUUGGCAGCAGUGUGCCAUUCAGAUCACUCAUGCUAUCCAGUAUGUGGUGGAGUUUGCAAAGCGGAUAACAGGCUUCAUGGAGCUCUGCCAGAAUGACCAAAUUCUCCUCCUUAAGUCAGGCUGCUUGGAAGUGGUUUUGGUGAGAAUGUGCCGUGCCUUCAACCCACUCAACAAUACUGUUCUGUUUGAAGGGAAAUAUGGAGGGAUGCAGAUGUUCAAAGCCUUGGGUUCAGAUGAUCUGGUGAAUGAAGCAUUUGACUUUGCAAAGAAUUUAUGUUCCUUACAGCUUACUGAGGAGGAGAUUGCCUUGUUUUCAUCUGCUGUUCUGAUAUCACCAGAUCGAGCCUGGUUAAUAGAGCCAAGGAAGGUCCAGAAGCUUCAGGAAAAGAUUUACUUUGCACUUCAGCAUGUGAUCCAGAAGAACCACCUCGAUGAUGAGACUUUGACAAAGUUAAUAGCCAAGAUACCAACCAUUACUGCACUUUGCAACUUGCACGGAGAGAAACUACAGGUAUUUAAACAGUCUCACCCAGAUAUAGUGAACACACUAUUUCCUCCAUUAUACAAGGAGCUUUUCAAUCCAGACUCAACCACUGGCUGCAAGUGAAGGGGAUAAUGAAAUUUUCACGUAGUCAUGGAAUGCAUCACUGUUAAGACAAAAAGAAAUGUUUUCAUAAUGAACUUAUUAAAAAUGUCACUACUGCAACACUAGGAAUGUUCUGCACUUAAUAGAAUUAUUUUUCACCGCUACAGUUUGAAGAAUGUAAAUAUGCAAUUCUGAGUGGGGAUGUCUUUUUUCUCUUUUCUUUGUUUACCUUUUUUUUUUCUUUUUCUUUUUUUUUUGUUUUUGUUUUUGUUUGUUUUUGUUUUGUUUUUUUUGAACUUACAAUGAAUAUACAAAUAUAGGACACUGGAUGUUACUUUUUUUUUUAAUUUUAUUUUAUUGGGAUACGUUUUGGGAGACAACUGUUCAUAGAAUUUUAUUGUAGAUAUAAAUGAGAAUAGAGCAGUACUUUGCAGUAUUACUCUUGCUGUUUAUUGUUGAAAUAUAAUUUAAGAAAAUUCCACUUAUUAGUCUUGCCUAUUUCUAUGUUUUUAGAUAGUUUAAUGCAUGUGGAAAUUUGUAGCUGUCUUUGAAAAUACUGUGCAUGUAUGAAAUACAUAUAUAUAUAUGUAUAUGCUGUAUAUACAUAUGUAUGUAUGUAUGUAUUAUAUACAUACAUGCUGUAGCUUAAAAGUCCCAUGCCUACUUUUAAAGGAUGCUCAGCCAGGCUGUCCUGCAUUUCUUGCUCUCCAAUAUAUUAGAUUCACUUUGGGCAAUCACAAUUUGCUUUGCCAGUCAGAGUUAAAUCAUCAAAGCCAGUGUGUAAUGACAGGAUCACUCCUGAAAUGUGUAAUGUAGUGCAUAUGUGCAGUCUGUAAAUGAAACAUCAGGAAUAUACUAAUGGUGCAAAAGCCUUGUCUGGAUGAUUUCAGUGGAGAGAGGAAAAGCUUUUUGUCAAUUUUCUCCCUGCUACAGGGGUACAGCAUAUGUAAGAGUGAACAUUUUGGGACCUGCGUUAGUGAAGUCAUCUGAAACACAGAAUAAAAGCAUAGACUAUCUCACCCACUUCUCUGAUUACACAAAAGAUUAUUUUUUUUUACUGUAUGCUUAUUUGAAAAAUAGUUGCAAGACAUGGCUUGGUUUUUGGUAUUUUGUUGGGUUUUUUUGUUUUUGUUUUGUUUGGUUGUUUGGUUUCGGUUUUGUUUUGUUUUUCUGAAAUAAAACCUAAGGUGAAAACCUUAGGAAGCCUAAAAUGUAGCUCUGAAAAGUAGCAGCAGAGAAAGGAAGGGAGGAGGAAAGUCAAAGUGAACAAUAGCCAUGGUUAUGGAGUGUUACGAACAUAACACUGUUUCCAACAAAACCAUCACCUAAACAAGACUGAUGGUUUCCAUUCCACAUAUAUACAUAUAUGUUAAACACACACAUAUAUAUAUACGUACAUAGGGUUGAUUUGAUGCUCACUUCAGAAGGCAAACAAAGGACUGGGGCUUUCUUUUUGUCCAUCUCUAAAUUGAUCUUAUAUGCAUUUGCAUGCAAAACCAAAGGUGAAUACAGAGAGGAGUGGAAGACUGCCACAGACACAGUCUUGUAGAUUAAGUUUAAUUGCAGUCAUGAUUAAUGUAUUUGGAUUCUGCCAGAGUUAAAAAAAUAAAAAUUAAAAAAAUCCAUAAACUUUUUCCUGCGGAAGAGCAGGUAUUCACUUCUUGACAUGUCUCUGUCCAUAUCAUCAUGUCUAUCUGUUGGGAGUUUUUUCCAGAAAAGUGUCCUUAGGGAAUUGCCAGUGGAAAGAGAGCAGAGGCAGGGAUGUGAACAGAUGUAUUUCCUUAUUUCAAAGCUCACAAGAAGGCACUAUGAACUGAGAGCUGGUGAGGAAGAGUUGAAGGCCCCACUGCCAGGCCAAAGGGCAGAGCUGUGUCACUAGGAACCCAUGGGGACAUGGCUGGGGCCGAGAGUGGUUGCAGAAACUAGUGCCAGUGAUAGAUUAAAACCCCUGGCUUAUCCAGAAGACCACAUAGUUCCCAUGUCAGUCCUCUAUUCCUUUUUCUGCAUCAACAGGUAAUUCACACCCUAAUCCAAACUCUGGGUAAAGUUUCCCCUCGCCCACCACCAGUCACUAUCUAAGUUUACACACACACCUCAUGACUCUGUAGCUAUCCUUGUUUUAGCAAUCCUAGACUUGAUGCAAGAGCAGUUAUAAAACCCUUAGCUAAUAAAUGUUCCUCUGUUAAUCUACUCUGAGUACAAAACAGAUACAAAUCUGCACAGCCAAAUUAAUUUUGCUCAGAGAUUUGUUGUAAAAAUGAUGCAAUCUUCCAAAUUUCUUAUCCCUAGAAUAAAGCAAAUUUAAAAUAAUCUUUUUGUACCAAAUUUCUAUCACAUACUCCAAUGAUUAUAUUAAAAUGUCUUCAGUUGAUGUAGUAAGACAUUGCUUUUGAUGCUGUUUUUUACCACUUAAGACCUAAGGUUGACAUCCUCUUGUAAUGUUAUUUUAUCUGCUUGCAGACUGUUUUACAUGACAAAUCCAUGAACAGGACUCCAUGCUCCACCUACUUCUAAUAUUAAAAAUAAUAAUAAUAAUAAUUAACCAGUAUUUACGCAAGGUCAAUUUGUAUAUAUUUGGAAAAAUAAAUCAAACUGAAUCCUAUAGGAGUUCAAUUUUAACUGCAGGGGAUUCAUGUUUUCCUUGUCUUCUUCAGUAUGAGACCAUCUUUACACAUAUAUAUAUUAGAUAUAUAUAAGCUAAUUUGAAAUCCAUUAUAAUAACAAUCUGUUAUUUUCAGUACAUUAAAAGUAACAUAUUUAGCCAAUACACAGAAUAUAAAGUGAGAUAACUAUUACUGUCACUAAGGUUAAUAAACAAAGAAGUUUGAUAUGCUUAUAAAUAAUCCACAUUCAUGUAUUACAUAUUGAAAGUGCUUUAUUGUUGUUAAAUGAGCCAAUCCAUCUUUAGCUGGUAUUAUGAUUUAUGCCGUAGGCUAGAUGAUAAAGUGAAGAUCACCUGUGAAAAAGACAUAUUAUUUAACAAUUAUUAUUAUUAUAUAUAAGGAGUUUUAUCCUUAAAGCACUAUUCUUAAGUCACUGCAACCUCAUGAUCUCUUCAAUCAGUAAGGACUAUUUCCAUUCUUUUAAAGAUAAUGAAAUGAAAUCAGAGCAGUUAAAUAACUCACCAGAGACCACAGAACAAGCAGCAUCCAGUCUGAGAUUAAAAAUGGAUUAUUUUCUUUUGUCCUAAAAGCACUAGCAAUGGUACACAAAAUCUGCAGGACUGUACAAACAACUACAAAUAUUGCUGAACAAAUUAUUAUCUUCAAAUAAUAUUAUAAAUAGUUUGUUCUUUUUUUUUUUUUUCUAUUUUAUACAGAAUUUGAGCAAGAAAUUUGUUUAUUUUCAUAGCAAAAAUUAAUUCAGAUAUUUACUGGUGCUAACCAGUGCUGAUAAAACUUAUUUAAUUUUCUGUGAUUUCAGUCUGGCUACACAGGUAAAUUAGUACUUCUGCCCUUUGUUAACUGUGCACAGAACAAGAAAUAGUGAUGAAAUGCUACAGGCUGGAUUUCUGUCAUCACUGUUAAUACAGUCAUUUGUAUAUGACAUUUUAAAUUCUCAUUAUCAGAUUUUUACAUUCAAGUUAUCCUCAGGCUGUAAACAAUGAAAUAGUACAAGUUCAAUUAAGUAACUGCAGAGCCGAUCACAAAAUUCAGACAAUAUUACUACAGUGCUUUAUUUGUUGGCUUUCAUUAAUGUUCAGUAGUAUCUGAAGCCCUUCAAUUAAACCUCUAGAACUAGGACUUGUCACAUCUGCUCUUUAGCAGUGGCUAUGCUUGUUGAUUUUUUUCAUGACAAUUCUUUCAGAUGGGACACAAUUUUUAAUGACUGAUUAACCCCAGAUAUUUGACAAAAGAAUAUUCAAAACAUAUAUUAAGUCUUCUCACAUUGCUCUCAGUUCAUUGUACCACACUGAUCUAAAUUAUCCUUGGCAUCAAGCAGGCAGAUGCAGACUAUUUGUUACACUGCCACAGGGACUUAAUUUUGGUGUAAAUACCACUCUUGCCAGCUCUUUGUAUAAAGAAUUAAUUCCAAGAGUCAUAUUUUCUUCUAAUGGAAAGAUUUCUGUAGUAAUUGCUAGGGAAAACAAACAAACAAACAAGAAAGCAAAAAACAGGACAAGAGAAAGCAUUCAUAUGAACCAACUGAUUUCCAAAAA